Molecule: messenger RNA, 594 nt
Organism: Cantharellus anzutake
Lineage: Eukaryota; Fungi; Basidiomycota; Agaricomycetes; Cantharellales; Hydnaceae
Exons: 2
Coding region: 1-594 (197 amino acids)
Source: RefSeq, a predicted model, not a curated record
AUGUUGUAUUGGCCAUCCGAAUUUGGAGAGUUUGGCAUUGUAAAUGCCACACCAGCUGCAGGCAAUGGCACCCCAGAGAAACCAAAUGGCAAGGCAGCAAAAGAGGCGUUCAAUCGCCAUGUUCAGGAAUUGAAGGAGAAGUUUGAGCAGGAUGUGAAUGCGAUAGCAAAUGAGUUUUCAGGACAAGGUGUGCACCGCUCAGCUAAACAGGUUCGAGAUCAGAUCCUCUUUACAAUGGGAGAGAAUAAGAAGACUAGGAGCCCACAUGUUAGCAACGCAUGGGCUCAUGCUAUUGAAGAAGCAGGUCGCCUGGACACGGAAUCACUCUCGAAAAUGUCAUAUGACACUGCUUACCUGAGUUUAUUGGACGAUAUCAAAAUGGGCAUUGUUACUCAGGAAGAUGUAAGCAACCCCCAGACACCUGAGGAUGAAUGCCACUGGAGGGUACUGCUGGAUGGAGUCCUCACUAGUCACAAACAUUGUGGUACCAAGAAGCACAUAGCAUCACCUGAGCUCAGUGCCCACUGGUUGGCAUACCAUGCACAGAACCAGAUUGAAGAAAUUGUGAGUGAUAUUACUAAUAUCCAGCACUGA